Messenger RNA from Ambispora leptoticha, 2118 nucleotides. Lineage: Eukaryota; Fungi; Glomeromycota; Glomeromycetes; Archaeosporales; Ambisporaceae. The record is from the annotation of a GenBank genome assembly.
AUGUCGGGCUAUGAAGAUCCAGCAUCAACUGCGCUUUACUCUCAGUACGUAAUGGAACAAACCGCUCCAGCUCACACUAAUGGAGUGACAGAGCAACAACAACAUUCGACAGAAGAAAGUGCUGGUGGUACGCACGCAAAAUCAGAAGAUGCGUCCGAUACCGCAGCAGCACCUCAACAGUCUGAUUGGGAUCGAUAUUGGGAUAUUGUUAAAACAAAUCCAGAUGACUUUGCAUCAUGGGAAUAUUUAAUUCGACUCGCAGAGACAGCGGAAGGAGGACUAACACCAACAUCGCCACCCUCUAAUAUAUCAAACAUGCGUAUGGUCUACGAUCAAUUUCUGGCCAAAUUUCCAUUGUGUUUCGGUUAUUGGAAAAAAUACGCUGAUCUCGAAUUUGUGCUGGAAGGUGCCGCCAGUGCCGAAAAGAUUUAUGAACGUGGUGUUGCUGCUAUUGCAAAUUCAGUUGAUUUGUGGACACAGUAUUGUGCAUUUAAAAUUGAGCACGCGCAGGAUGAAGAAUCUAUUCGAGGGUUAUUUGAACGUGGUGCUGCAUAUGUCGGCCUGGAUUUUUUAGCACACAUAUUUUGGGAUAAAUAUUUAGAAUACGAGGAAUCUAAAGAAGCAUACGAUCGUGUAUUAAAAAUAUUGGAACGUAUUAUACGAAUUCCAAUGCACCAAUAUGCUAAAUUUUUUGAUAAGUAUACGCAAUUGUGUCCAACACGCCCGGUCACAGAACUUGUUACCCCUGAACAAUAUCAACAAUUUGAAGCAGAAGCAAAGGCUGCACCACCUGUACCACCUUCCGAAACCACAGAGGGUGAGCAACCGCCUGCUCCUGUCGAAAAAACCGAAGAGCAGAUUCAGGCAGAUAUCCGAAUGCGUAUUUAUAAUAUGAAUGUAGAAAUUUACAUGAAAACACAAGCCGAAACGAACAAGCGAUGGCCAUUCGAAUCAGAGAUAAAACGGCCAUACUUCCAUGUGAAGCCGAUGGAUGAUGUUCAACUUAUAAAUUGGCGGAGAUAUCUUGACUUUGAAGAAACAGAAGGUGAUGAAACUCGAAUUCAAGUUUUAUUUGAAAGAUGCUUGGUUGCUUGUGCAUUAUACGAUGAAUUUUGGCAAAGGUACGCGCGAUGGAUGUUAUCAAAAAACAGAAUUGAUGACGUCCGAAAUAUUUAUCAGAGAGCCACUUCAGUUUAUAUUCCUAUCAGUCGUCCAAGCAUUCAUUUAUCAUUCGCUUGCUUUGAGGAAGAACAGGGCCGAAUCGAAGAAUCGAGAAACAUUUACAAGCACAUCAUGGAUAAUUUGCCAGGACACGUUGAAACGCUAUCAAAAUAUGCACAUUUUGAAAGACGGCAGCAUUCUAAUGAUUUGUCUGUCCCCCUCAACAUAAUUCGGGAUGCGAUUAAAAGCGAAGCUUUAGUUUCGGACUCAAAGGCUAAGGCUUUUCUAAGUGUGCAACAUGCUAAAUUGCUGUGGCAUAAUCAAGGUUCUGUCGAAGAAGCUCGACGAAUAUUUCUAGAAGGCUCUACACAAUAUUUGGAUAGUAAAUAUUUCUGGGUAAAUUAUGUUAACUUUGAGAUAGCACAGACAGGUCCCGAAGUGGAAGAAAACUUACGUAAAAUAUUUGAGCAGAUCCGAAAUUCUUCAUUGAGUUCCGAAUCGAUACGAGAAUUGGCACAACGUUAUCUUGAUUUCAUAAUGGAGCGUGGAUCUUCAAUUUCUUUAUAUAAUAAAAUUGACGUUGAAGCAAAUGGUCCUAUCACUGCACGCCAAAUUUCAGAUUCGAAGAAACGUGGGCUUGAAGACGAAGAACUCGAAAGAGCAACUAAACAAGUGCGACUUGAUGGGGUUGGGGUUGAAAGCCCCGUGAGCGCGAGUCCAACUGCGGUACCCUAUGGAGCUACACCUGCUGCUUCUACGGCUGCAGCGCAAGCUUCAUAUUACUCGCAGACACCAUGGGGAUAUACUGCGGCUGCAGCUGCGAGUACAGGACAGAACUAUCAAUAUCAGUAUCCACAUACACAGCCAGCAACAACUGCAUCCACUCCUGGUGCAGCUUCAACACCAACUACCGCUAUUCCAUGGGAUUACACUCAACCAAGUACCACGGGAUAUUAA